GUUAUUUCUUUCAGGAGUUGGAAGAAGGCCACGUUCCAGUUUUCCUCCCAGUUGCCAUUUUAACAAACGACUGAGUGAAGGUGAAGAAACGCACGAACCCUUUCUGUUAUCACCACACGAUCGUUAUUCAUUCAUUUCAUUAUUCUACGAAGUCCAAUCCCCGUCCUCUUCCCCACAGUCUCAUAGUACUACAACUAUUGUGGUUUCAGUGAAAUGUAGAGUUGCUGCUUCAAAUCAAGCAUCCGGCUCUCAACUCUCUGUCAAAAUAGCUCUCAUAUUUUCAGCCAGAGAGUUGAUUGCUACCUGGGUUCAAUUAAUUUGGUAGAAAAGUUUGCAUCUUUAUGUGUUUUUUGAUUUGGGUUUUUUUAAUUUGGUCGUGAGAUGGCUUGUUCAAUGCUGAUUGGAGCAGGGAAAGUUGGAGGGAUUUCGCCGACUGGGUUGAAUUUUGUUGGGUCAGAUUCACAUUCACUAUUUGGUCAUCAUCAGAAUCAUCGUCACUUGCCAAAAUUGGGUUUAGAGCCAAGUGUCGGAAUCUCUCAGGGCAGAGCUAAUUUGCUCAUUCCAAGAUGCAGCCUUUCUGCAUCCAGACCAGCUUCACAACCAAGAUUCAUACAGCACAAAAAGGAGGCAUUUUGGUUUUACAGGUUCUUAUCCAUUGUUUAUGACCAUGUAAUUAAUCCUGGACAUUGGACUGAAGACAUGAGAGAUGAGGCACUUGAACCAGCUGACCUUAGCAAUAGAAAAAUGAUUGUGGUGGAUGUGGGAGGAGGAACGGGUUUUACUACUCUAGGAAUUGUCAAGACCGUGGAUGCUAAGAAUGUUACCAUUCUUGAUCAGUCCCCUCAUCAGCUUGCUAAGGCUAAGCAAAAGGAGCCCUUGAAGGACUGUAAGAUAAUUGAGGGUGAUGCAGAGGACCUGCCCUUUAGAACUGAUUAUGCUGAUAGAUAUGUAUCAGCUGGGAGCAUCGAGUACUGGCCAGACCCGCAACGUGGAAUCAAGGAAGCUUACAGGGUAUUGAAACUUGGGGGAAAGGCCUGCAUUAUUGGUCCUGUGUACCCUACAUUUUGGUUAUCACGCUUUUUUGCUGAUGUGUGGAUGCUCUUCCCCAAGGAAGAAGAGUACAUUGAAUGGUUUCAAAAGGCUGGGUUUAAGGAUGUUCAGCUAAAGAGGAUUGGCCCAACAUGGUACCGGGGCGUUCGCCGACAUGGUCUCAUUAUGGGAUGUUCUGUUACCGGUAUCAAACCAGCAUCUGGUGACUCACCUCUACAGGUAGAACCUUUUUUUUUUUGGUACAGUGCAAAAGGAUAAAUAUAGCGGCUAGUAUAUAAUGGCUGUCAUGUUUGUACCAGUAACUUCCUAUGAUGUAAGUCCAGUAGGCUGAAGUUGCUGAGUUUGUCUGUCUACUAAAUCUUGGUGGUUCGUGAAGCACUUUUGAACUUGCUGAAAAUAUGAGUUCCAUUUGAACGAAUAGCAAUUUCAUUUGCUAAGGAUUGAGGAUCACGGGUCUGUUAACAUAAGAACAAACCAUGUCAGGAUAUCAUUAGAUACAUAUUAUUGCUUCUUUUCUUGUCCGAAACCAAUCUAUGCGUUCUGCUUUUGAGAACAAUAAUUGAAUCCAGAGUGAUAAUAGUAACUUCUGAUUUUGGCUUUUCGUAAAAUUCCACACUUUCCAAUUUUCCCUGUUUUCUGCACAUGCCUUGGUUAAUACUUCUGCAUUUUAUAUUACCACUAGAAAUAUGGCAUCAAAGGCUCGUAUUUACGAGCCAUGGUUGUACAUAAGAAGCAUGUAAGUUUAUUGAUGCGUGUCCUUACCUUACGGAAGUUCACUACUGGAGCCUAAAUCUGAAAGCAUACCAUGAUUGUUGUGCGAUGCAAUCAGGUAAUAUUUGGGAUAAUGUCAAGACUUGUGUGUGAACAUUGUUUCAUUUACCAUUGGUGUAUUAGUAUAUUCGCUUGGUUCUUUCGAGCCUUGACAUUUACGUGUUCAUUUGCAGCUUGUCUUAGUACUAUAAUUCAUAUCCAAGUUGACAUUUACGUGUUCAUUUUACUUGCAGCUUGUCUUAGUAUUAUAAUUUGUAUCCAUGUUGACAUUUACGUGUUCAUUUGCAGCUUGGUCCAAAAGCCGAAGAUGUUUCAAAACCUGUAAAUCCAUUCGUCUUCCUUCUCCGCUUUCUCCUUGGUGCAACGGCCGCUACAUACUUCGUCCUGGUUCCCAUAUACAUGUGGCUCAAAGAUCAAAUUGUUCCCAAAGGUCAACCAAUCUGAGAGACCUGGCUUUCUCUAACCCGUUUUUGUUAGAGAGAUUUAUGCUUGUCAAAGUAGGAAGGUGUUCACCUGAACGCUUAGAGAGAUUUAUGCUUGUCAAGGUAGCAUUUACACGGCUUAUUAAUAUGCGCAUCUCCAACCAAAACAUCAAAACACUAAAUUUGGUGUUUUGGUGUAAAGAUUGAACUUCAAUGAAGACACCAAAUUAUUGCAUUAUUUUGAUGCAAUGAAUAGUGUUACAGAUUUGGUGUAAAUUGUCCAUUACAUUAUUUUUAAUGCACUAUCUUUUACUUUGAUCUAAAUAUAUGUUUGCUAUUUAAUUGAAUUUGUAAAACGAAUUAUAUUGUGA
Messenger RNA from Oldenlandia corymbosa var. corymbosa, 2614 nucleotides. NCBI's taxonomy places the organism in Eukaryota, Viridiplantae, Streptophyta, Magnoliopsida, Gentianales, Rubiaceae. The record is from the annotation of a GenBank genome assembly.